AUGGACCCAUUAAGCAUCGCAGCCAGUGUAAUAGGCGUUGUUACGCCUGCGCUACAUGGCACGAUUCGUGACGCGCCUAAUGCUAUUAGGUUAAUGAAGGACGAUCUUCUUACUAUUGACAAUUCCUUAACAUCCCUCCAGGCUGUAUCAGAGCAACAGUGGAAAUCCCUAGGCGACAGCGUAGUUGCUCAGUUGGAGCCUGCGAUCGAGUUAUACACAAACUCAUGCGAUAAAUUCAGGACAUCCCUCGGUCGCUGGACUCGGCAUAGUGAUGACGGAAAGCUAUCUUGGCGAGAUCAGGCAGUGGUUGGGGUCCUCAAACAGGGCCAGAUAAAGUCUAUGUCAGAGCAACUUCAGGGUUGCAAGUUCUUACUUCAGUUGUCACCAUCGCAUCUCUAUAGUCAGCUGGCUGAGAUGAAUACGAAACUGGGAGCGCUAGUUCUAGCGAAGCGGGAGCAGAACGAGACAGAAGCCGACCGUACUGAUGCAAUCAGUCAGGUAGCAGCUGGGCAGACUGCUCUAAGUGUAUCGCGCAAUUUACUUGAAGAGCUUCUCUUAGGUAUUCAAACCGCAGCCGCAAACGCCCAAAGUACUGAACCGGGGGUGAAUAUUCAGUUUGGAGAUCAAAAUAAAGGCUCUCAAACUGGUAUUAACCAUGGUACAGUCAAUAACACUUUUAAUAGCCGGGACUAA
This is a messenger RNA of Trichoderma asperellum CBS 433.97, 693 nucleotides long. The record is from RefSeq and is a predicted model, not a curated record. Lineage: Eukaryota; Fungi; Ascomycota; Sordariomycetes; Hypocreales; Hypocreaceae.